This is a messenger RNA of Chaetomium globosum CBS 148.51, 177 nucleotides long. RefSeq lists its product as uncharacterized. The record is from RefSeq and is a predicted model, not a curated record. Bases 1 to 177 code for a protein of 58 amino acids. NCBI's taxonomy places the organism in Eukaryota, Fungi, Ascomycota, Sordariomycetes, Sordariales, Chaetomiaceae. The transcript is spliced from 2 exons.
AUGUCCCUCAACGCCAAUUCCAUGCGUAAGGAUCAUGGAUUGACACCAACAUGGAAGAGAGAACCCUCACAUGUUCGAGGACAAAAGGUGGUGACCUUGACUAGGGACAGUUACAUGCGUCUUGAAUGCUUACUUACCCUCCAUUACUCUUACCACGCCGCCGACUUGCAUGCAUAG